UUUAGUUUUUUUUUUUUGCUGUAAUGGGUGUAAAAACUAUCUGAAGUUGAGUCUGUUUCUCAUGGACCCAAAUGGAUUUUCGAGUUGAUUCAGUAAAGUCGAGAAUGUCAAAUGUUUCUGUGGUCAGGUUAUCUCGAGUGAGACAUUGAUGCAGUCCCGAGAGGAUACUGCAAACCAGGUGUUGCAAGAUACCGGUGCUGUUCUUAUUCCUUCCUUUAAUGAUGGGCACUUUAUAAGGGAAGCUCAAGUACGCAUCAAGCCCUUUGCGCAACAAACUCCUGUGCUCACCUCAGACACUUUAGAUUCUAUUGCUGGAAGAAAGUUGUACUUCAAAUGUGAAUGCUUUCAGAAGGGGGGAGCUUUUAAAUUCCGAGGGGCAUGCAAUGCUAUUUUUUCACUUGAUGAUGAUCAGGCCACUAAAGGAGUUGUAACUCAUAGCAGUGGAAAUCAUGCUGCAGCUCUUUCUUUGGCUGCAAAACUACGGGGCAUCCCUGCAUAUAUAGUUAUACCAAAAGAUGCUCCAAAAUGCAAAGUCGCGAAUGUCAAACGUUACGGUGGUCAUGUUAUCGUCAGUGAGCCAUCAAUGCAGUCCCGGGAAGAUACUGCAAACAAGGUGUUGCAAGAUACCGGUGCUGUUCUUAUUUCUUCCUCUAAUGAUGGGCGCAUUAUAAGUGGGCAGGGUACAAUAUCUCUGGAAUUUCUGGAACAGGCUUCGGAAAUUGACACUUUAAUAGUCCCAAUCAGCGGAGGUGGUAUGAUAUCAGGAGUUGCAUUGGCUGCCAAGGCUAUCAACCCUACCAUUCGCAUUUUGGCUGCCGAACCAAUGGGAGCAAAUGAUGCUUUCCAAUCAAAGAGUAAUGGUAGGAUCACUAAGUUAUCUGAAGUCAACACUAUUGCUGAUGGCCUUCGAGCUUUUCUUGGAGAUCUCACGUGGCCUAUUGUCCGCGAUCUCGUGGAUGACGUCAUAGUUGUUGAUGAUAAGGAGAUAAUACAAGCUAUGAAACUUUGCUAUGAAGUUCUGAAGAUUGCAGUGGAACCAAGUGGAGCUAUAGGCCUUGCAGCUGUUCUUUCCGAUGGUUUCCAAAAAAAUCCAGUCUAUAGUGAAUGCAAUCAUAUUGGAAUUGUUCUCUCCGGAGGAAAUGUUGAUCUUGGUGUGCUAUGGAAUUCCUUUGAUAAAUGAGAAACUCUAUUAGUCCCGAGGGGCAGAUUCAGAAUUUGAACUAGUAUUCGAGUUUGGAAUUCUACCACAACUCAUUUGAUUUACUGGGUUUGGAAUCAAUUACUAUUUGUUCUUCUUUAGUUAAGUUUUUUUUUUUAUAUAUAUAUAUAUAUAUACAAUGUUCGAUCCAAAGUUACUAGUUUCAGAUGAAUCCGUAACUUUCACUCAAUGUCCAUCCUUGGAAACAAGUGUUAUUCAAAUUAUCAUUGUUUUUGAUAUACAUACAUUGUUGUUGUCA
Solanum tuberosum (potato) is the source of this 1457-nucleotide messenger RNA. RefSeq names its product serine racemase-like. The coding region runs from base 149 to 1180 and encodes 343 amino acids. Gene Ontology annotation, molecular function: D-serine ammonia-lyase activity; ATP binding; threonine racemase activity. The record is from RefSeq and is a predicted model, not a curated record. Gene Ontology annotation, biological process: D-serine biosynthetic process. The transcript has 7 exons. NCBI's taxonomy places the organism in Eukaryota, Viridiplantae, Streptophyta, Magnoliopsida, Solanales, Solanaceae.